This is a messenger RNA of Erythranthe guttata (spotted monkey flower), 784 nucleotides long. RefSeq lists its product as uncharacterized. The record is from RefSeq and is a predicted model, not a curated record. Lineage: Eukaryota; Viridiplantae; Streptophyta; Magnoliopsida; Lamiales; Phrymaceae.
AUUAUUCCAUAUAAACCAAAAGCAAUGACUUUUAAGUCUUGAUCUAUUCUAUACAUAUAGAGUAUCUACUGUUAAUUCUCAGUUCGCUACUAACCCGAUCUAUGUCGAAUGGUUCGCUCACGCACCGCUCAAACAGAGCUGACGAUGAGUCGCCGCAAGUUAAUACAGCCACCACCACCACCACCACCGGAAAACCAUCGAAAACGAGCAUCCACGUGACGGCACUGGACGGAAUAGUGAAUGUGAACUCCCUCUUCACGGUGGCGAUCUUCAUCGGCUUCUCCCUGACGGAGCCUUCCGCCAGCGGCACCGGCCACCGCCCGUCAUGCAACGCCGCCUACGGUCUGGUGAGGAGGCUGAUAGUGUACGAGGUCGUCUCCUUCAGCAGCUUCCUCUUCUCUUCGCUCAUCGCUCAGAGCCUCAAGCUGGUCAUCAACCUGCUCAACAACUUGGAUCCGGGCGACGCGCACAAGGCAGAUAUCGACCCGCGGGUCUUGAAAACCGGGCUGCUCGGAUCCGCUUUGGGUUCUUUCGUCGGGUGUGUUUUCUUGAUGCUGUCUUUUUCUAAUUUUGUUCAGGUGAAGCUCGGCGUGUUUUCUUGUGGAGGCGAGUCUUUGUGGUCGGUUGUGAUAUUGGGUGUUUUCGUGGGUUUUGCUCUAUUGGUUUACUUGUUUGCUUCACUUUAUGCAUUGUGUUUUAUUUAGAUUUAUCGAUUUACGAGUCGAUUUGUUUUGACAUUAUGAAUGGUAAAAAGAUAUGCCUAUUGAAGUUACCCGAUUUUGAA